This is a messenger RNA of Pieris macdunnoughi, 582 nucleotides long. NCBI's taxonomy places the organism in Eukaryota, Metazoa, Arthropoda, Insecta, Lepidoptera, Pieridae. The record is from the annotation of a GenBank genome assembly.
AUGCCCCGUGGAAAGUACACUAACCACAAGGGUCGCAACCGCAAAUUUACGAGCCCCGAAGAGUUAGAAGAGCAACGGAAGCAGGAAGAGCUGAAAAAGAAGUGGAGAAAGGAACAUGGAGAUGAAAGUUCGAGUGAGGAAGAGUCUGACAAGUCUGGGUCAGGAAGCAGUGAUGAAAGUGAUUCAGAUGAUGAUACACCUGCAAAAGCAAAAGGUGUUUCAGGCUUAAUAGAAGUAGAAAAUCCAAACCGUGUAGUUAAAAAGAAUAAGAAACUAUCCAAUCUGGAUAACCUUGGGGAAGGAGAGAAACCUCAACUUUCAAGGCGUGAACGCGAAGAAAUAGAAAGGCAGCGAGCAGCAGCAGCUUAUCAGAAAGCACACGCAGAGGGCAAAACAGAGCAGGCUAGAGCUGACCUCGCAAGGCUAGCUAUUAUUAGGCAGCAGAGGGAAGAGGCCGCCAAGAGACGCGAAGCCGAAAAAAAGGCUAAGGAUGAAACUCCAAAGAAAAGUUUCAUCAUGUUCAUUGCUGUUGAGAGUUACAGCUACCGAGACUAUGCGGCCAACACAGGAUAUACUCACUGA